Messenger RNA from Catharus ustulatus (Swainson's thrush), 2925 nucleotides. RefSeq names its product NACHT, LRR and PYD domains-containing protein 12-like. Gene Ontology annotation, cellular component: cytoplasm. The record is from RefSeq and is a predicted model, not a curated record. Lineage: Eukaryota; Metazoa; Chordata; Aves; Passeriformes; Turdidae. The transcript has 7 exons. Gene Ontology annotation, molecular function: protein binding. Bases 16 to 2715 code for a protein of 899 amino acids.
CGCUGCUUCCGGCACAUGGCCGGCUCCGCUUCCCCGUGCCCGGCGCUCUCCCGCCUCCGCAGCGCGGCUGCGGCACCCGGCGCCUCCCCAGCGCCUCCCGCUCCCUCCCCGGCCCGGCUGCCAUCGGAAGCCCCGCUGGGGCCGGACGGCACAGCAGGCUCAGGGCACAGGCGGGACAGCAGAGAGCACAUGGUCCAGGAGUCCCACCAGGACAGGGAGCUGGGCACCUGUCCCAGGGAGAGCCCGUCCUUGCACAGCCGCUUCACCAUCCUGACCAUCACCAGGGAGCCUCGGAGCAAGCAUGGAGCCAAGGAUGGAGCUGUGGGGACCAGCCAGGGAUGUACCAGCGCCAGCAGCGGAGCAGCCACCACCUCCCCCACCAUCACCACUGCGCUGUUUGAACCCGACAGAGACGGGCAAACCCCGCAGGUCGUGGUGCUGGUGGGGGCCCCGGGGAUGGGGAAGACAACGAUGGUCAGGAGGGUGAUGGUGGAGUGGGGAGAAGGGACACUCCACACACAGUUUGACUUUGUCUUCUGCAUUGACUGCAAAGCCAUGGUCCUUCCCAUGGAAGCCAGCGUGGCAGACCUGGUCUCACAGUGCUGUCCUGGCCUGCGAGUGCCAGCUGGGAAGAUCCUGGAUGACCAGAAGAAGAUCCUGUUCAUUUUUGAUGGCUUUGAGGCCCUGGGGUUUUCCUUGGUUCAGCCCGAAGCUGAGCUGAGCUCAGACCCCAGGGAGGUGAAGCCGCUGGAGCUCACCAUGAUGAGCUUGUUGAAGAAGACUGUGCUCCCUGAAUCCUCUUUGCUCAUCACCAUGAGGCCAGCAGCUCUUGGAAGCCUGAGGCAGUGCCUGAAGGGUGAGUGUUACGUGGAGAUACUGGGAUUUUCAGCAGCCAGGAGGAAGGAGUAUUUCCACAGGUAUUUUGAGAACCCCAACAAAGCAGACAUGGCCUUCAGGUUUGCCAGAAGCAAUGAGAUCCUCUAUAGCUUGUGUGUCAUCCCUGUGAUGAGCUGGACCACCUGCACUGUCCUUGAACAAGAGCUUUGUGGGAAGAAAAACCUCAUUGACUGCUCCAAAACCACCACAGGGAUGAUACUGUUCUACCUCUCCCAAAUACUGAAGCACAGGGACAAGGACAACCCACAGGUCCUCCAGAAGUUCCUACUCCAGCUUUGCUCCUUGGCUGCUGAGGGUAUCUGGAAGCACAAGGUCGUCUUUGAGGAGAAGGAAAUCAAGGACUGUGGCUUGGACCAGCCAAGUCUUCUCCCCUUCUUCCUCAAUGAAAGUAUCCCAAGGGAAGGAGAAGACCAUGACAGUGUCUAUGCCUUCACCCACCUGCACCUCCAGGAGUUUUUUGCAGCAAUGUUUUAUGUUCUGGAGGAUGAUGAGGAAAUGGCCAGCAGUUUGGGGAAGCUUGACAAGAAUGUAAAUAAAUUAUUGGAAAGCUACAACAAGUCCAGAAAGGAUUUGAAUGUAACAGUGAGAUUCCUCUUUGGUCUGGUCAGUCAGAAAUCCAUAGAGUACAUGGACAAAACCAUUGGGUGCAGAAUUUCACCACGAGCCAGGGAAGAGCUGCUGGAGUGGCUUCAGGGGAGGCACAGAGGCCUCUCCCAACCUGGCAAAGUACUGAAGGUUUCGGAGAUGGACACUUUCCAUUUCUUGUUCGAGAUGAAUGAGAAGAGCUUCGCACAAAGUGCAUUGGGUCAUUUCACUGACCUGGACUUGCGGGACACCAAGCUGACCCUGUAUGACCAGAUGGCUCUUUCCUUCUGCAUCCAGCACUGGGCUGGACUGGGCUGUGUCACCUUCCAGGGGUGCUCCUUCCAAAGGCAGGAUCCUGAGGCGGAGCUGGAUGCAUCAGUGCCUUGCUCUGGAAUCCCGGGAGCCGGAGGACAUCCCAGUGCCCUCGUUGUGCGGCGGCGGGAGGAGCUGCCUUGCCCCAUCCACCUGCUCUGCCGGGCUCUGCGGCACCGGGACAGUGCCCUGCAGGUCCUCCGGCUGCAGUGGUGCCAGCUGUCCGAGAGCUGCUGCGCAGAGCUGGCAGCGCUGCUGGCAGAGCACCCUGGCCUGGCCCGUCUGGAGCUGGCUGACAGCUCGCUGGGGGACAGUGGCGUACGCCUCCUCUGUGAGGGGCUGAGGGCUCCGGGCUGCAGCCUGCGCAUCCUCCGGCUGCGGUAUUCCCGCAUCACCAGCGCCUGCUGCGAGGACCUCGCUGCUGUGCUGAGCACCAACACGUGCCUGGAGGAGCUGGAUUUGUCCUUCAGCGAGGGGCUGCGCGAUGCCGGCGUGGAGCUGCUGUGUGAGGGGCUCCAGCACUGUGCCAGCCCACUACAGACACUGCGGCUGGGCAGCUGCCGGCUGUCGGGCACCUGCUGCCAAGCCCUGGCUGUGCAGCUGCUGCAGGGGCCCCGUCUCACCUGCCUGGACCUGAGUGACAACGAGCUGGGAGCCCAGGGCGUCCUGCAGCUCUGCCAGCAGCUCCGCCAUCCCGCCUGCCCGCUGCAGAUGCUAGGGCUGAGCACGGACGGCUUCAGCCCGGCCCUGCUGCAGGAACUGGACGCCCUGCGGGCACUGCAGCCCGUCCUGAAAAUCGGGAACCUCCUGGAGCAUGACGUGCCGCAGGCAGGGGCCAUGGCCCGGCUGCCCUGCCACCGCGGGCUCCUGCCGGGGGGCAGGAAGGCGCUGCCCUCCGUCAGAAGAACUUCUCUCCUAUAGGAAAAGCCCUUCCAACAAACAGAGCCAUUCCCACCCAGCUCUCAGUGCUGCCAGUGGGUCUGAGCCUGCCUGUCCCGUGGGGCACAGGGAGGAGAUCCUGAUGUAUCUGUGAGGGGGGGUGUCUGGGUCCUGCCCUGUCCCUUUUCCCCUCAGUGUUACUAGGGACAGUUGUGUGUAUUUGGCAGUGCCAAAUAAAGACCUUACAGACAA